Periophthalmus magnuspinnatus is the source of this 1691-nucleotide messenger RNA. RefSeq names its product methyltransferase like 9 (gene mettl9). Gene Ontology annotation, molecular function: protein-L-histidine N-pros-methyltransferase activity. The transcript is spliced from 5 exons. The record is from RefSeq and is a predicted model, not a curated record. Lineage: Eukaryota; Metazoa; Chordata; Actinopteri; Gobiiformes; Gobiidae. Bases 1 to 987 code for a protein of 328 amino acids.
AUGUCUUCCUUGCAGCUGAGGACUGUGGUUUUUGUGGCGUGGGUGUUGUUCUACGUGGGCUUUCUUCUCGCCGUCAGAAGAAUGUGGACAGGCAGGUACGUGCGCAGUCCCGUGGUGCGCGCCCUAUUAACUGUCAACACGAUGAGCGAGACGAUGGCUCCUGAAUAUGACGAGUGGUACCGGUGUGUCCCAGACAUCCUGGGAGACAAACUGCAGCCCCUCUUUGUUCAGAGCAGCCUGGACCGGGACACAAAAGUUUUCCUUAAACGCAGCAUGGAAAAAUCAGGCUGGCUCUUCACUCAGCUUUACCACUCAUUUGUGUCCACUGUCCUCAGCCCUGUGGUUUCACGCACAUCAAUCAAUGGUUUUCUGAGUCGUGGGUCCAUGUUUGUCUUCUCAUCGGAGCAGUUUCAGCGCCUCCUCAGAGUGGGCCCGGAGUGGAGAGCUGACCGGCUGCUGGACCUGGGGGCUGGGGAUGGAGGAGUCACUCAGAUCAUGGGCCCUCACUUUAGGGAGGUCUAUGCCACUGAGGUCUCUCCGCCCAUGAAGUGGCAUCUGCAGAGGAAGAAUUACAAAUUGCUGGACAUAGAUGAAUGGCAUCAGACUGGGUUUAAAUAUGAUCUCAUAAGCUGUCUAAACUUGCUUGACCGCUAUGAUGAUCCUCUGGCUCUUCUACGAGACAUACACAAAUCCCUCGUCCCCAAAACUGGCAGACUCAUCCUGGCUGCAGUGGUGCCUUUCCAGGCUUAUGUGGAAGUUGGAGGGCAGUGGCAGCGCCCCAAAAAACAUUUAAGGAUUAAAGGAAAAACUUGGGAGGAGCAAGUGACGAACUUGUCCACAGAGGUAUUUGAAAAGACUGGGUUUGAAGUAGAGGCAGUGACACGACUACCUUACCUCUGUGAAGGUGACAUGUACAAUGAUUAUUAUGUACUGGAUGAUGCGGUCUUUGUCCUAAAACCAACAAGUCAAAGUCAGAAUGUCCAAUGAACCCCAGAGCGUUGUGGAAUAUUUAAUGAGGAAUCACAAGGCACUUUUUUCCUCAAGACCUUCAUAAUUUAAAACCUGCAGUGUUGUUUUAUUUUCAAUUUGAAUGUGAAAAAAACCAUAGUAAAUGUGCUAUAACUAUCUAAAUUUGGUGCAUGAUAAAAGACUUGGACACUUUAAUUAAAUUUUCAUAAGCUGCCAAACAUUCAUAUCAUUUGUAUAUGUUUUAUCUUGUCAAGUUAUGUGUUUUUUGUUGAAAAAUUGAAUUGGAAAUCACUGCCUUAAACAAUUGUAAAUGGAAAUGUAACUGAACUGCUAUGGAAUAAUAUCAAUUUAGUUGUCACUAAUGCAUUGCAUGGCCAAAAGUACCCAUCUGGACUUAACCAUUUGUAACUGUUUAAAGGUCAAGAGGUCCCAUUUUAAAAUGAGACAUUAAGUCUCAAGAGGCCAAAAAUGCCCCCAGUCCAUAAUUAUGUUCAGAAUCCACCAAUUGAUUUUGGUCUUCUCUGGUUAUAUUGCGAGAUAACAAUGGCAGGCUUCUUCAGGGUCAGAUUAUGGGAAAGGUUCAGGGAAAAAUCAGACUUUCCAACAUGCAACAAAAUCCAACUGAUGACUUUUUUAACCAGGCAGUGUAUAAAGAAAUUGAACUGUGCCAUGUUGUGUGUUUCAAUCACAUUUUUAAACCAUUAAAUAAGAAGUACUGUCUU